AUGAUGGCGUGUGAUGAAAAAGAUGGUGUGCAAUUGCACUCCGAAGCACCACCGUAUGACAUAUCUGAAAGCUGUGCUGGUGAAAUUCGAGGAAGUGUCGCAUGGUUUCGCAAUUUUAAGAUGAAUGUCUCGUUGUGGUGGUGCAAAUUAGUUCGACUUGUGCAAGGAAUUGAAUAUGAAGAAUUACACCGACUUUGUAAUCGAUACCCAAAACGGAAAGUGCUUGGAGUGAUUUGUGCUGUAAUCUUCGUCCUUUACUACCUGGGUAUAUCUAGUGAUAGCGAACGCAUCUCAAAAGCAGGGCAAUGUGUCAAGGACCGCUUUAAGAACUGGGAGCAAGGAGUUCUCGAUCAAUCAAUAGGCGUUGAUUCAUCUUCUGUGUCAUUCAUUGGUAACGGUCAUAUGGGUGUGGAUGUUAAUGGAGAAUUAAGAUUUCCUUCAAGCGCUUCCAGUAUUCUGGAUUUUGCCACAGGCUUUAAACCUUUCGUUAAUUUCAAUGUUGUCGGCACUGCCUCGUCAGCCGAAACAACAUUCACCGAAUUCAAGACCGGACGUCUUCGCAAGAUCCGGUGUUAUGUUGUGGAAGGCGAAUGUGCGUGCAUUAUAAGAAGUAGCUAUGCGCACCGAACGAAGAAGGAACUUUUGGUCGAGGAAGUAAAGAUUGUCAACCCAACGAAGGCAUCUAUCACUGUGAAAAUGGAACGACCUGAAGAAAUGAAGUGGUCCGCCAAUAAGACAGGUGACGCGAUUGUUUAUACUCAAUCGUUUCCGUUACAUCUAUCGUCUCUAACCGCAGCGAUCAUGUGUUCGAGUGUUCCGGCGGAAUAUACGGUAUCUCAGAAGAGGGAAGAAACCAUUCGCUUCAUGUGCAUUGUCGUACAAAAGGAACUGUCCAGCAACAUGGCAAUGGACACGAAACCCGUACUGCAGGAGCUCACCAAGAAGGUCAUCAGUGAGUACAGUCGACUAAGUGUGGUCGCGCCGCUGUCCGUGGAUGUAUCUCAUGAACGGGCCUGGGAAACGCUGAAUGCUGCCACAUUCUACUUAUCUCCGUCGAAAGCACCGAAGGUUUUGAAUGGUGAUCAAAUCAAUGCAACUCGAUACAUUCUCAUGAGCAACGUCAAAGCUCCUCUCCUGGAGGAAUCAUUCCCUGAAGACAAGAGAAAGGCGCUGGAAUUGUCGUCAAGGCGCAAUGAAAGAUGCUACAGUGAGCACUCAACACUACUGUAUCCGUCAAAGUUGUGGCAGGACUGGCAUAAAAUUGAAGACCUGAUGCGUCUGGCAGAGAUCUGGCUUUUAACCCUUGAUAAGAGGGGUUGUGCUUCCAUACUGAAAUCAGGUGCUACUGGACUUGCGCAGGCAUUCACCCUGUCGCUGGCUGCUGCGUCAUAUCACGAUUCUCAUCUGGAAGUUGCGCUAUCUAUUUCCGAUCUUCAUCGUGAGCUCGCGUUUGGUGGCUUGCCGAUUGGAAUCGGUGUGGGCGAUGCCAGCGCUCGUGUUCGCAUCGAUGCUGACAAUACACCUUACUUCGAGGUAUCAGCAACGGCCACACUGUACGCUUGUGGAGGAGGUUGCUUGGGGGAGCCUGUUACUUUGGGCAAAACUCCAGUCAGGAUCCCUAUAAAGGUCACUAAACCAGAGACAAGUAUAUUGUACAUUGCGACGAGCCGCAAGCAUCUGGAGCAAUUACGAUCAACGAUUCAUGUUUCGGAAGUGAUGUCAGCACCGGCUCAUGAAAGCGAACUUCUUGCACUGCAUCGACAUGGCUCUACGAUGGGAGGACUUCCGGCAUGGUUUUGGUUUAUUCUUGGUAGGUCUUGUUCUCAUUCCUUGAAUCAGGGUUUGAAAAAAGAUAGUAUGGGAGUUUUAACUUCGGUGGAAAAGGUAAUGGUGCUACAUUGGCGCCGGCGGCAGUUUCGCAAUAAAUUGCUCUAG
Cooperia oncophora is the source of this 1935-nucleotide messenger RNA. The record is from the annotation of a GenBank genome assembly. Lineage: Eukaryota; Metazoa; Nematoda; Chromadorea; Rhabditida; Trichostrongylidae.